AUGGCGCCCGUCGCCGUGAGCGUGGGCGCACAAAUCGCGCGCGCGGACCGCGGACGCGGCGCGCGGCGAAACGGAGGUCCGACGGCGCGCCGGGCGAGGAUUUUCGAAGGAUUUUCCAACUGGAGCAAUUUCGAAAUCUUCGACUCGAACCGCCGUCGCGUCGCGCGCGCGUCGCAGGCGAGCGAUAAAACGCCCUCGCAGGUGUCCAUGGAUGCGAUUUGGGCCGAGGCGCACCCGAAGUAUUUACACUCGAGCGCGAGCGCGGAGGCGUUUUGCGACGAGCUCGACACGGCGGACGACGAGCAACGAAGACGCGAGCGAGAGACGCGCGCGAGCGGUGCGAGCGCUUCGAGCGCGAGCGGCUCGGAAGAUGUGACGGCGGAUUACGUGUGGUUGGCGAUUCGCGAAGAGGCGCGAAGGGACGCGGCGAAGGAACCGAUGUUGUCGAGUUAUCUGUACGCGUCGGUUUUAGCGCACGACUCGCUCGAGCAGAGUCUUUCCUUUGUCUUGGCGAAUAGGUUGGCGGAUAGCGUGUUACUUCCGACGCAAUUGAUGGAGAUUUUCAAUUCCGUUUUGGUCGAGGAUGAGAGCGAAGAUGGGAGGCUUUUGCGCGAAGCGCUUCGCGCGGAUAUCGCCGCUUUUAAGGAGCGCGACCCGGCGUGCGUGGGGUACGCGCACGCGCUGUUGAACUUUAAAGGGUUCCACGCGCUCGAGGCGCAUCGCAUUCAGCACGUGAUGUGGCGUCGUGGACAGAAAUUGAUGGCACUCGCGUUGCAGAGUAGGAUAUCGGCGAUAUUUUCGUUGGACAUUCACCCCGCGGCGAGGUUAGGAAAGGGGAUCCUCAUCGAUCACGGCACCGGCGUCGUCAUCGGCGAGACGUGCGUGAUCGGGGACUCAGUGAGCAUCUUACAAGGGGUGACCUUGGGUGGGACCGGGAAGGCGAGCGGUGAUCGCCACCCCAAGAUUGAGUCACACGUCUUGAUCGGCGCGCACAGCACGGUGCUCGGGAACAUCAAGGUCGAGCGCGGGUCGAUGAUUAGCGCCGGGAGCCUGGUGUUGAAACCGGUGGCCCCGCACACGAUCGUCGCGGGAUCUCCCGCCAAUGUCGUCGGCAAGGUUCGCGAUACCAAGCCCUCGCUUGCGAUGGAUCAUCACAUCACCCCACGAGCGCCGACGUUUUGCGACGAUUUAGAGCAAGCGGUGCGGCGCCAAGUGGACGAGGAGCGCGAGCGAUGGAAGGGUCACGAUGCGCAAAAAAUUCGAUCGCACGUUGUCUCCGCGGAUGAAAAGCGACGUCGUCGACGCGGAUGA
Ostreococcus tauri is the source of this 1311-nucleotide messenger RNA. Its product is annotated as Serine acetyltransferase, N-terminal. Gene Ontology annotation, molecular function: L-serine O-acetyltransferase activity. Lineage: Eukaryota; Viridiplantae; Chlorophyta; Mamiellophyceae; Mamiellales; Bathycoccaceae. Gene Ontology annotation, cellular component: cytoplasm; cytosol. The transcript has a single exon. The record is from RefSeq and is a predicted model, not a curated record. Bases 1 to 1311 code for a protein of 436 amino acids.